Wickerhamiella sorbophila is the source of this 3516-nucleotide messenger RNA. RefSeq names its product Condensin complex subunit 1. The transcript has a single exon. Gene Ontology annotation, biological process: meiotic chromosome condensation; mitotic cell cycle; mitotic chromosome condensation. Bases 1 to 3516 code for a protein of 1171 amino acids. Gene Ontology annotation, cellular component: condensed chromosome, centromeric region; nucleus. Gene Ontology annotation, molecular function: histone binding. NCBI's taxonomy places the organism in Eukaryota, Fungi, Ascomycota, Dipodascomycetes, Dipodascales, Trichomonascaceae. The record is from RefSeq and is a predicted model, not a curated record.
AUGUUCAAUCUCGCGGAAACAUAUCGCGAGUUUAUGGAUAAUGCCGAUAGUUUGGUUGGCACGCCCAGUACUGCUCUGGAACAUAUAGUGGAAGUGCUUGCUGUUGACCCAGAAAUGGUUAUUGAUGAGGAUACCUGGCAGGCGGUUUUAGAUCUCCAUGGCGACGCGAGCCAAGAUCAAGAUCAAUUGGUAGAUCUGGUUAUCUCUGGCCUCGACUCUUCGCUUAAACUCUUGAGAGAAGCAAUGGCGGCUGUCGAUACCGACAGGCUCAUCACGUUACGUGAAAUGCUGGAGAAAUACGCGUUUCAGGCUCACUGGCUGUUGUGUCGUGCUGAGGAACAAAUAUCACCUGUAACGGCAUUACCAGGAACAAGAGGCGAACAAGGUAGUGAGGUCCUUGCCGAAUCACUUUCUCGUCGUCCCCGAUCAGCUGGACCUGUCGGUGUUAGAUGCAAUUUGAUUUUAGCCGCGUUCACUAGAGUGGUUUCUUCUGGCCUGGAGGCAGUUCUUCCGACGCGCACAGAGAGGGACGCUUUUGCUAUUCUUUAUAUGCGCCCAUCGAUGCGUAUUCUGGAGCAUGAAAUUGUCGCGAAGGACGCAGAGCUGCGGCGCCAUGCUAUCAAGGCGAUUUGCAUUGGUAUUAAGCGCCAAUCACAGCUUCCUUUCGUCGAGCUCCAAGUCGUUCAGCUCCUGUGUUAUUAUGAGCAUAUCGCGGAAGUGAUUGUUGAGCUCAUUGUUGUUUUAAAAGAACAAUACGACCAUCGCGCUCUUUUUGAGUCUAUGCUAAAAAGUUUGACUAAAGACUGGACGAAUCAAGACACCGGCCCGAAGAAUGUCGCUGCGUUUAUAUCCAAGCUGGCUGGCACAGCACCCGAUCUUAUUCUUGAGCAGCAGAAGGAGAUAAUUUCAUUCGGCGACUCUAAUAGUCAGCCAUUAAGGUCGGCAGUUGUCGAGGUGUUGACAACCGUCGUGAUCUAUUUGUUAUCACAAGAUGCCAGUGCUGAAGAUGCUGAAAGCAGAUUAGAAAAGAUCAAGGAGCUGAUGGAACUAGUUAUGACUCGGACGAAUGACGUGUCGCACUUCGUUAGGUCUAAAGCGGUACAAUGUCUCACGUUGGUAGUGAACUCGCAAUUGCGGAUCAACCAUUUGAGAGCAGAGAUAUCUGCUCAUGCUGUGAUGAAGUGCAAGGACCGAUCUCAGUUGGUACGCCGCAAUGCUUUCCGGUUGAUGACUGCUUUGGUCGAGACCCAUCCGUUCCGCCUCGGAAAUGGUCGCUUGUGUUUGGCAUCAUGGCGGAGUAACCUUGAAAAACUUGAGAAUGAACUAGAGAGUUUUAUCGAGGAGAGUACACAGGAGCUUAUCAACUUAAGUAUGGAGACUGCUCAUGACAUUGAAAGUGUUUCGCAAGACAAGGAUACCUCUAUGGUUGAAGAAUCUGAGCCAGAGUUGGACGUAACAGAGGUCGAUGCUGAGGCUGAAGUUGAAACUCUGAGAAGUGAGGACCCCCUGCCAAUGAACGCCGAGCGAGCUUCGGAGGUAGUUUCGGCUUUAGAGCUUCAAAUCAAAUAUCACAGAGAUGCUGUGAAAUUCAUUGAGCAUGUCGUCGACUGCAUCGACACUGCAUACGCUUUGCUCGGUUCGAGAUCUAAAGCGGAUCUGAUUGAUGCUAUGGACUUCUUUUACGUUUGCAAAAUGUACGGCGUUGAAGAGGCUGACAAGGGUAUACGCACUAGCGUUCACCUUGUGUGGGUUACAGCCAACAAUGAUGAAGAUGCAGCAGUUUUGAACAAACUUGUUUGGUUGUACACAGAGUUGUAUUUUACGCCGCCCCAAGCGUUGGCACUUCAUGAAGCUGCCCUCUAUGUGGCGGGUAAUCUAAUUGAACUGGCGAUCGGUUCCGAUUUGAACGGUCUUUCUUCUUUGGAGAAGCUUUUCUCUCUUGCUGAAGAGAGCGGAUCGAUCACCCCACCGGUUGUCGCUUUGCUCUGGCGCAUAUAUGGCAGUGACCAGCCGUCGAUCACUCCCGAACGCAGAAGAGGUGCAGCCAUAAUUCUGGGAAUGCUAGCCAAAGACAAGCCUGAAAACGCUCGGAUGGGCUCCCACGUACUCGUAGAGAUAGGGCUUGGUGAUUUGGCGAAAAUUGACAUAGAAUUGGCCAGGUACACUGCGAUUAUUCUUUCUAGGCUCCAGACUGAGCAAGAAUGGAAGCAAUCGACGCCACCUGCCCGCCUCGAAGCUAGCCACGAGAUCUUCCAAAAGCUUGGCGAGCUUCUGCUUUUACCGAAUCCGGAUGAAAAAUGGUUUGCGUUUGCUCAGGCUGCUCUUCGCACUAUCAACAAUCUUUGCGAAGAGGCCGUUGUGGUAUUUGACACUCUACUCCGGGCCUUUCAUGAAGCAGGUAAGGAGACUGACGACCCUGAGUUGGAACAGCAGCUGUUCUGCCAGGAGAUAUUUGUGGCAGGAGAGAUAGCACUAAAUCUUGCUAUCGACUUGGAUCGUAGCGAGUUGAUGUUUAAACGCCGUUUCCGGGAAGAAGCCUUGGCCAAAAACACCGAAACGAACGAUAACAGUGAAGAAGACGAUCUCAAAAUGGUUGGUGGCAGCACGGAAGACGAUUUUUCAGAAGCGGUACGAGAAAUACGAGAAAGGGAGCUUCUUUUCUCCGAUCGCGCCAUGCUAGGGCUGUAUGCACGUAUGGUUGUCGAUCUUUGCGCCACAGAAGUUGGAACGCCUCAUUCGGAAAAAGUGGGUAUCUGUCUGUCGCUGUCGCUGCCUAAAUUCAUGCUUGUGAGCAGCAUAUUUGCUGAAAAACAGCUUCCGUUGAUGAUGCAGCUCGCCGAAGGAUCGUCCCGACCAGUUAUCAGGGCGAACCUUGUUGUGGCGAUGGGCGAUUUGGCCAUGUGCUUCAAUCCGUUGAUCGACAAACACACCGAGUUUCUGUACGGAAGACUCAGCGAUCCGCACAAGGAAGUCCAGCGCACGGCAAUGACCACCCUAACCAACCUUAUUUUGAAAGGACAGAUCAAGGUUAAGGGUCAGAUUGUGGGGAUGGCGAGGGCGCUGGAGUCGAAGGAUGAGGAGAUCUCGCGAUUGGCACAUGUUUUCUUUGCCGAGUACAGUACAAAGGACAAUGCUAUUUAUAAUUCGUUCUUGGACAUUCUAAGUGGACUGUCUGUAGAUACCGACCUGUCCGACGCUGCCGGUGAACGCAUUGUCAAGUACAUUAGUGCAUAUGUUACGAAAGAGAGGCAAAUCAAACAGCUUGAAGAGCGAUUAUUGCAACGCCUUGAUAGGUGUGCCACAGAGAAACAAUGGAAUUACACCUGCUACGCUUUGAAUUCUCUCAAAGGUGAUCGGGAUGAUGCAGUAUCCGAGAAAAUUGCAGCAGGGUUUAAAACGGUAGAAAAGGUUGAGGAUGCGCCAAAAAUUAACGAAGACGCUGAAGACGUGCACGAACAACCGUUCGCACCGGCACCGAGCACUCCGACUCGUAGUCCGGGGGUACAGGAGCCCUAA